This is a messenger RNA of Cladophialophora immunda, 2513 nucleotides long. RefSeq lists its product as uncharacterized. The transcript is spliced from 2 exons. The coding region runs from base 79 to 2124 and encodes 681 amino acids. The record is from RefSeq and is a predicted model, not a curated record. NCBI's taxonomy places the organism in Eukaryota, Fungi, Ascomycota, Eurotiomycetes, Chaetothyriales, Herpotrichiellaceae.
UCUUAUUUCCCUUGUCCGCACGAGCAUUCCACUCUUUGCAGCUCCGUCCCAUCGUUAGCAACAGCAUUCCAGCAAAGCAUGGGUGUCGAACCUCCAUUCAUUUACGACCGACCCUCGACAUACACCUUUGGGAGCCCAACUGAUCGUGCUUUCAAUCCCAAGGCUGCAACCCAUGCUUCUUGGACUCCCAAACCUCCGAAACCCAAGCAAGAUGGACCACUCGUUGAUUUCAACAAGCAUCCUGAUUCCUACAUAGUCGUUCCUUACGGCAACCUCAACGCCAAACCGAUGCCUCCCAAUACUCGCAAAAAGAUUGUCCGGGUCCGAUAUUUCCAACUCUUCUUGAGAGUUUGUGCCUUGGUCGGAGCUCUGGGCAGCCUCUUCUGCGUCAUUGCCAUCAACAAAACCUCCGCGACGGUGGGUUGGAUCAUUCGCUGUGCUCCGGCGGUUGCUAUUCUUCACACCCUCUAUGCGGUCUUCCACCUUGCCCGGGCACCUACAAGCCGCACUCCUGCUUCCACAGCAAGCUACAUGAUCUUUGCGGCCAUGUUGGACACGGGCUUGAUUCCAUUCUGGGUCUUCUGCGCAUGGGUGGCACAUGCAGACUACACAAAAAACGAAUAUGGGUGGAGCACGUUGUUCAGUGAUUCGGAUCUGUCAUACAAGAUCAUCAACGCUUUCUUCUUGCUCUCGUGUGUCGAGGGCGGUCUGAUGCUGGUGUCUCUCCUCCUGGACAUCUACUUGGGCGUGAAGUUCCGACAGAUCUCCAGGCUGCCGCCAGACAUGAAUCCUCUGGAAGAGAACCUCACAUCCAGGCACAAACGGAACAAAUCGGAAAUCACAGAGAGGAACAUGAGAUCGUCAGCGCUGGCCGCCAAGAGGGAGUCGCAGGUUUCAGGCUUCAAGAGAGUCCCUUUUAUCCACACCCGGACCGAUUCCGCUGACAGCGUCACCCUUUAUGGGGGGGACAGCGCUCGCAACUCCAGGGUAGAGUUCCGCAAAGAAUUGGACGAAAACGAAAAGGACCCUUGGCGAUGGUCACGAAAUUCAUCUCCCGAACGACCCGGAUCAGCAGUCAAUCCCUCUCCAAAUUCUCGAUCGGCUGGCAGUGGACUUGAUUUCCGCCCUGAACGCUCAUCCAUAUUGAAGGAGAAACCAUCUCGUCCAUCUUCGUGGCUGUCGUAUCUCGACUACGAAGGCGUACCCAGCCCGAUGAGCGAGGAGGCUUCUGCAGAACUGGACCAGGAAGUCCGACCUAUAUCCCCUGUGUCUGCCAUUUCCGCUGUGGACAUUACUUCCAACAAGAUUCACCGUGAACGGGAGAACUGGUACCACGGCUCUCCAGCACGCAACAGCCAGGUUCAUUUGCCAAUAUCUGCAAACAAUAGCCAGACUCACAUCCCCUCGCACAACGCGAGCAAGUCCAAUUUGCAUCAAUCGCUUCCUUUGCCAUCUCCCGACUCUCCGGCGAAGAAAAGAAGCCGUGAGCCUCUAGGCAUGAAUCCUCCUACACCUAAGCGCUCAUCUUUCAAUGAUGAAAAUGCAUUUGUCACACCGGUCAGGGAUUCCCGCAUUCAGAUUGACGGUACCCGAGCCGCCCUCCAAAACGCAGACGGCAACGCCCAGUCACCUCUCAGAGGCACCCCCACCAACAGCAGACCGUCCAGCUUCGUCGGUAGCGGUGGCAAGUCACGCUUCUACGGCAAUCUGCGACAGUCUGUUGGCACUGUAUCCCCAUCUCGCGAUGAUGGUGACGAAAAGGUAGACAUUCGAGCCAGCAUCACGGAGGUUCAGGACAUGUACGAACGAACUCGGACGAUGCAGACAGAAAGCGACUAUUCUGCCAACUUCGAGGUCUACUCCACGUCUGACGAUGAAGACAUCGGAAGAUUGAGCGCCAACAUCACUAAGGUGCAGACUGCUUCUCCCUCACAAUGGAACGGAGCCAGACAAACCUCGAACUCGACUGGGUACGACAUGAACAGUGGGUAUGCAGGUCUCGGAGCAGAGUUUGGUAAGGGCAUGGGCAGGCGAAGAGACGUCAGCGGCAAAGUAGCUGAAGAGGGCCGAGCGAGUCCGACGAGGAACGGGGCAGCGGGAUGGGAGCGGUUCAAGGGGUUGUGAGUGGCACUUUCAGGAACGAAUCGGAAUGAUCAACAAGAUCAACAAGAUCAACUGCGACGGGAUGUAAAAGCGACCAACUGACUGACUGAAUGACAUGGAUUGGGAUGGAGUUUGCUUUGGAUAGAUACGGGAAUCAAGCAAUAAGGGCAUAGGGGCAUCCGGGCUAUUUGGGCCAUCAGCAACAAGCCGCCCUUACGAUUGUGGGAGCAAUGAAUGGCUGCUGCUUGAUGUCCUUUGGGAUGACGGGACCUCGGUUGGACACUUGUUGGACUGGGUGGGCUGGACGGACAUACUCUCUAGAUAGAUCCCCUCGGAUUAAAAUUGCACGAGGAUACUAAUCACUUUGGACGCAUCUUUCCUUCCUCUUCAUCAUACCGAGGACGACGGAC